CCUUUUUUUCAUUGAUUCAGAAUUUUUUUUUUGCCAAUCAGAAAAAAAUUAAGAGGUGAAUCGCCAUACUCAAGUGGCUGUCAACAUACUAGAUCACUUAUGAAUUCACAAACAUCCAGUUAGAAGCUAUUACCUACAUGUAUGGUCACAAUCAUGUAUGUACAUUGUACUAUGGUCUGGAAUCUGUAUGAAUCAGCCAAAAUAAAUUGUCCAAAGGUACCUAGUACAAAGUACACAUUCAAAUGAUUUCGCAAGCGAAAAGUUGAAAAUCAAUACUAGACAAAUUGAAUAGUAAUGGUUCCAGGGACUGCAAAUAAUGUGAAGAAGGGGUGAUUUAAACAAAGGUAAACAAAACAGUAAAGAAAAGGCAUGGAAAUGGUUAGCAAUUUGCCCAACCUGCCCCUGACCUCAUAGAAUGGAAUGGUCAUUCCGGCCUCCUGUUUACUUGAUGAUGCUUAUCCUUUUUGAUCAUAUGAUUGUCACACAAGUUCAGAGUAUUUCACAGCUGGAGCCAGGUGUGGUGAGUUCUUGUGUUGCUGAAGGAAGGAUCAAGGAAGACCAGAGUUUUCUACAUAAGUGCACUCAACCAACAAGACGACGGCAUUUGGCAGGCUGCUACACUAUCAAGCCUUGAGCUACAUGCAAGCAUGUCGAACUCCCACAAGACUGGGGUCAGUAGAGGAAAAAGGAAAUGACAACUUUUGAGAGCUUUGAAGACCACAAUUCAAUUUGAAGAUGGAUGAGCAACUGAGUGCUCCAGAUAACGACAACCCAUUUAAGGACAGAAAAGACUCCAUCACAUCCGAUUCAUCAGAGUUGGAUGCAUGUUUCCAAAAUGCCCAGCUCAUUAUCACUGACGAACACAUGUCCCAAGCAGAAAGAGAUGAGCUGAAAGCGUGUGCUGAUGGUUCUGCCACUUUUGAAGAAAUGGCACCUAGACUGCAUUCAAAACUUCAAGUUGCAAAAGAAGCGAGUGUUAACAUUGGCAUCGUUGGUGAUGCAGGGGCAGGGAAAAGUACUUUUAUCAACUCCUUUCGUGGUUUAAGACCCGAUGAAGAGGGCGCCGCCAAAGUCUCAGCCGUCCGCCACACUACCAAUGAAGUCACGCGGUAUCCUGUACCGGACAACCAAAACAUCGUCCUUGUUGACUUUCCUGGAGUCAUCUUCCGAAGCACAGACCAGGGUGUGGUAGAAGAGUUUGACACAAAAAGCUACCUCGACCUCUAUGGCUCAGAAAUGGAAAAAUGCGACCUUUUCCUCAUAUUUGUUACAUUACGAAUGAGCAACAACAUCAUCUGGAUUGCAAAAGAAGCCAGAAAAAUGGAAAAGAAUGUCUUUUUUGUCCGGUCAAAAUUUGACAUUGACUUAGCAAAUGAAAGCAGAGAUCACCCCAGUCGCUUUCCCAAAGGCACCUCCCACAUAAUGGAGGAAACACAGGCUUUUCUUCAGAAAGUGCGCCAAGCUACCGCACAGGAGCUAAGCAGGCAUGGGUAUGGUGAGGUCAAAGAGACAAAGGUAUUUGUCAUCUCUGGGUUACUGGCGGAUGUACAUGCCGGUACAUACGACAGGUCCAAUCUCCGGAUAACUAUCUGCAACACAGUCUCUCCAGCCAAAAAAGCAGUUCUCCUCACAAGCUUGCCAGACUUUGCAAUUGACACAGUACAUGACAGAGCAGAGUUUCUCAGAUCACGGGAAGUUAUUGGAGCAAUCGCUUUGAAUACAAUCAUCAGUCUUGCCCCUGUGCCAGGACUUCCGGUAGCCUUGGAUAUUGGAGUCCUUAUAGCAGGCUACCAUCGUGUCAAGGCAGCCUUGAGUCUCAACGACAAAUCCCUCAAGCGACUAGCAGAGCUAGGAAAGAAGGACUACAACAGCCUGAGGUCGUUUGUUGACAGAAGACUUGUGUUGGGAGAAAGGAUAAAGAAUGCCUCGGGUCCCCAUGCAAUCCGAGGUAUUGUGGCUGCUACAACAUCUGGACUUACAAUAGGUGCCCUCGCUGUCACAACUUUAGCACUUAACGUCUCCCUUCCAAUUGUUGGUGCACUCAUAGCAGCACCAGCCUCAGCUGCAUAUGUGUACUUCAUCAUGCGAGAGAUGAUCAACGAAAUGGAGUCAUGUGCAGUUGAUCUCUUCAAGUAUGCAUAUGGAUUAGAACCAGGCCCAGCAUACAUUGGAGUUCUUGGGAAAGAAUGCUCCAGCAGAACAAAAUUCCUGAACGCCAUCCGUGGGCUUCGUAAUAAUGAUCCCGGCGCAUCUGAUGGAAAGGCCAUCAAAAAGCCUACAGAACACACAUCUUCUAACAACCUUGUGUUUGUGGAGUUUCCAAGCCCACAGGUUAAGAAGUCAUUGUUUCAACGGAAAAUCGACAAAGAGGCUUACAGGAAGAGCUUUGGAGACAAGUUGAAGCAAUGUGAGGUUUGCCUGGCUUUCAUUGAAGAACUUGAAGACAUAACUGAUGAAAUGAUCACUGUUGCCAAGAUGGCAAGAGAGGAAAAGAUCAAAGUGCUGUUUGUUUGGCCAAAUAACAGCCAUCUUUCAACAGACCAGAGUGACAUGAUCAGCAAGUGCCAGAGGAAUCUGAAGAAACUGUAUGGUGAUAUUGAUGCAUCUGACAUCUUCAUCAUCAGUACUGAGUAUGAGGCAAUGACUGGCGAUAGAGGACGAAUGCCUGCCUUAAGACAUGCCAUCUUCAAAGAACUUCAAGAUGCUGACAAGACAGAUAGGUCAAUGAUGCAUUUCAGCUCAGAGUCAGACAUUUUGCAGUUGGAUGAACGUGAUGCUGGGCCUAUGUUGAACAGUCUGCCAGAUGGCUUCUGGGAUGAAGAGAUGACAGACCUUACAAAGAGCAAAGAUGACUGCGUAUCAAAGUGGGAGCAGACAAUGAUUCGAAUUGGUAUCAUCAGUGACCAUGGAGCAGGAACUAACACGUUCAUCAGUUCUCUCCUGGGUUACCGUGAGAAGGUGGCCUCCCGUACAGCAGCUGGGUCCACACAAACAGAGUACACCUCAGCUGACACACAACGCCCACAGAACCUCACUGUGGUCAGGUUCCCUGCAGUGUCAUUUCAAAUAGGCAUAAAAGAAGACAUCAAGUCCAGGUACAUGAAAUGCCAAAAGGACAACAUCAACCAUUGUGACAUCUUCCUAGUUCUGUGUGGAGAGGUCGUGGCAACAGAGACCAUCUCGCUAACAGUGGAAGCAAUGAAGAAGGAUAAGAAGGUGCUGUUUGUUAAGUCAAAGUUUGACACAGAGUGUGGCCCUAAGGCUAAACCUCAAGAAAGAGAAGCCAUCAUGAAGAGAGUAAAGCAGAGCCUGGCUGAUGCCAUUCAGAACAAGCUUAGUGCUGAAGGCUGCACAACAACAGUGACCUUGAAUGACCUCUUCCUCGUCAGUGGCAAGUGGGAAAAUGUCAUGCUAGAAGCAUUUGACAUGGUCAAACUGAGAGAGGCUAUGAUCAAAGAACUGAGUGCACUUCAGAAACAGGCCUUUGUGAUGCUGUGUAAAGACUACUCCCCGGGUAUGAUCCCCACCAAGUCUACACUACUGAAACAGAUGGUGUGGACACAGGCUGUCCAGUCAGGGGCUCUCAGACCAUGGGCUGGACUCAUGGUGGACACACCAGUAGACCUAGAGAAGUUAAGGGAAUUCUGUGAAGUGUACAAGAAGUGUUUUGGCCUAGACCACGAUUCCCAGGAAGACUUGGCUGAGUUAUCUGCUACAGAUAAGGAGUUUAUCCAAGAAUCUGUAGAAAGCAAACUCACUAUGUGUAAGGGUCUAUAUGGUGCAACCAAGGAGGAUCAGCCAGAUCUCCUUGGUGCAACCAAUUCAUUGCCCCAAACCUCCAUCCGUGAUCUUGCUGGAAUGGUUUCAAAGAAUGGCAGUACUCUCAUGACCCUCGAAGUUGCAAAUUACUCUUUUGAAACACAUGUAAACUAUGGAUUACCUGAAGGGAAAGCCAUGCGUGUCAUGGCACAUUUCUUGCGUAAGAUAAUCACUGAACAGGCAGAAUGUGCGCAAGCACUGUAUGAGGAACUUUUUGUCACCAAGUAAUGUUAACUUUGUGUUAUCAUUAAUAAUAGGUGAUAAAGGGGAAAUGUUUUGUGUCCCUGAUCAUCAAGACAUAAUGUUCUAAUGUGUAAGGUGGAAUACAAAUUCAUUAAUUCAUUUCUGAAAUACCGGUAGUCUAUUUGCCACAUUUUUGGGGGCUUCCAGGUAAGGAAGCUGGGAUGCUAAAUUAUUAUGAUAGAAGGGCAAAUCAAAAAGUUGUGCUUCUCUCACAAAACAACCUUGAGGCAUUAUUUUUCAAUAUCCCUUCAAAUCAGCACAUCUCCUUGCAUGCUGAGGAAUGUUGACCUGAAUGUAACAAAAUCAAAAUAUCCUUGAGCAAGAGAAAUUUCAUUGAGCAAGAGAAAUUUCAUUGAGCAAGAGAAAACAAACUGAAGUCCCAGGACUUUUGGGGCUUUUGUAGUUGUCCUAAUAUUGCAGUACUUUUGAUUAUCAUCACUUUGGCACAGCAUUACAUAGAAGCACUAAGAGUUUUGUUUGUCAACUUCUGUAUUUUGUGGCACAUUUUCUUAAAUACUGUGGUCAUGAUAAAUUCAAGCAUGUUUGUACAUUUUCUGAUUGUAUAAAAUUGUAUACAUGUAUCAACAUGACCCUUAGCUCUAUCUGGACUAUCAGUAAUACCCAGUCUCUUUAGAAAGUGCUAAAAAUAAUGUCACUGGAAUAAAAUAAUUGGCUUCAUUAACUCAUACUUAAGAGCAUCAACAUACAAAGGAACAAAGCGUUUUGUGAGGCUCUAUUUGCAUUUUCAAUUGUUCAAUAUUUUGAUUCCUAUACAUAUUCAGAGCAUUAAUUUUUGUUCCACAUUAUUUGAUUCUUGCAUGGAAAAAGAUCUACAUGUAUCUGUUAAAACGGUAUGUGCUAUGUAAUCUUACCAUUGUUACAAACUGUAUGUAUAUGUACAGUUGUGACACUGACAGUCCUAGAUGUGAAUUUAUACUCACUGUGAGAUAUGUGACAUAACAAUUAUCAAACACUGUACAUAAGACAGUAGGUUACAACUAUUCAUCAAAGAUACAAAUGUAUAUUGUAAGACUAAGAGAUAGACAAGAAAAUACAUUUUGUAUCCUAGCCUAGGGGUUUAACAUGAAAAUUGUAGUAGGAGGACAGUGACAACAACAAAACAUGGCACAAUACAAUUGACAGACAAGAAGGAUUAGCCAAUACAGAAACAACAAAUUUGGACAAAAAUGUUGACAUUAUAAAACUUUCUAAGGUUUAUGCAUAAACUGAAAUAUUGGUUAUCAUGUCAGGUUACAGUUCUAAGAAAUCAUGGCACCAAUUAUGUUUAUUUCAGAUGUUUGUGUUUUUUUUCAAAUAAUUGAUUCAAUGAAAGCAUGAUACAGAAUCUAGAUCAUACAUUCUCCCUGAGGUAAUUAUACUACAUGUACACCUCAAUACCAUUCUUGAGCCUGGUAUACUGUCUUGUAUAGUUUGCUGUUCUAAAGUUAAUUGGUGGAGAUGUCAGUCAUUGUCUAUGUUAAUAGAUGGAUCAAAGUUGUAAGCCAGGAUCCUCACCUAUAGAACAGUAAACGCAAACAUGCUAUUAGUCACAAGAUAAAUACAAGUUAUAAAAGUAAUUUGCUACAUCCAAUAGGUUAUUGGUUGUAGAUUAGUCUUGUUAAAUGAUGAUUCUAAUCAAUUGAGAGCAAUUUUGUAAUGCAAUUCAGGCAAGCCUUCUCAAAAUAUAUCUAUAAUGAUUCUGGUUUUUGCCUGCAAGAAAUAAUACAGCUACAUGUACUUAGUAUUUUUGACAAAAUUCAUGUUCAGAUGUACUGGUGAUAAUUACUAUGUUACUGUAUGUUCAAAAACAAGAAAUAUUGUCAUAUCUAGUACAUCUAAGUAAUACAGCCAUUGACAUUGACUUCUGCUUUUUUACCUGAAUUAUUACUUGUAAAAACUGAAAUGACACAAAAAAAUACCAUAAUGCAGAAUGAUGAUUACUGAUUAGUGAACAAAAAUAAAGAUUUGCUGCUUACCUUA
Branchiostoma belcheri (Belcher's lancelet) is the source of this 6042-nucleotide messenger RNA. RefSeq lists its product as uncharacterized. The record is from RefSeq and is a predicted model, not a curated record. The transcript has 14 exons. Gene Ontology annotation, molecular function: GTP binding. Gene Ontology annotation, cellular component: membrane. The coding region runs from base 736 to 4047 and encodes 1103 amino acids. NCBI's taxonomy places the organism in Eukaryota, Metazoa, Chordata, Leptocardii, Amphioxiformes, Branchiostomatidae.